Molecule: messenger RNA, 6193 nt
Organism: Amoebophrya sp. A25
Lineage: Eukaryota; Dinophyceae; Syndiniales; Amoebophryaceae
Source: the annotation of a GenBank genome assembly
CUAGCCCUUGUUGCGCAAGUGCGCAAGCUGGAGGGGAAAGUCGGGAUGGGUGCGGUCGCCGCCUUGGGGAUCGGGGAAUUGUUGUCGCACAAAUGCGAGAAGGCUCCGAACCACGCCGAUUUGCCGCGACAAACGCCGCGAGAGGACAAUGAGGAUGGAACGAAGAGUAACAUUAGCGGUACCUCCGCGGGAAAGCCGAACAAUUUAUCUUCUGCAUCGACAAACACAAAGACUUGUAGCCCUUCUAGUCCGCCAGUGCUAGAUCUGUGCAUGCUUCAGGUAGUUUUGGUCGAAAUCGCUGACCCGUAUGCCAUUAUCGAUGUCCUGCUGCAAGGUUUGGCCAGGCAGACCCUUUUUGUCGCGCGAGCGCGUGGAGGUGGAUACGAUGUUCUGUAUUUCUUAACGGCGAUGGCACAGGCAGCGGUUAGGAGCAUCACGCGCAUGAUGAACGACAGUCGGAAGAAAUACAUCGAGUUGAAAGCGAGUGCACUGGAUGCAGCGGAGAGUGGAGGUGUACAACAACAAAAAACGGUGGGUUCUGUGGGGAAAAAGAAGACAUCGAAAACCACCAGCAAAGCAGUCUCAUCGUACAAGAAACAGCAAAAGCGGCAAUUGGAUGAAAUAUGCGUGUUAGGUUCGGCUACGCCAGAUUUUGCGUCUGGUGCGGAAGCCGCUGCGCAAGCAGCAUCGCGCUUAGUGGCCGAGCGACAUGCUGCACUCGAUUUGCUUCUGAAGCAAACUCUAGAAGGAAAUCGACGAAUCACGCGUCUCUGGGCGCUGUUGGAGGACUACCUGAUGCCAGCUUUCGAGCAGCUCCUGACUACGCAGGAACAGGCUUCCACAGUUGCCGCUUUUCGUGGGAAAAAUACUCUCAGCGUUGGUAAAUUGUUGAAUGGGAAAAAUAAUCACAAGAUGUUGAGCACAGACCACUUCGGAGCGCACAAGAAUUCUCUUUCCUCGACUACUAGAACUAAGACAUCACACUCUGUCGAUGCCGCCAGCGGUGCGAAUUUUUUUCGUUGUUCGCAGAAACUAGUCGAUCUCAGCUUCGACUUUGCUAGUGCUUUUCCUGCGUUGGCUCUUGUGGCCAUUGUAGAGGCGAACAGACGUUUGGAGGGAGUGGGAAAGGACAACGUAACUCUUGCGAAAGGUAACUCGACUUGUUUUUCGUUUGAAGCAGACGACGCAGCAGCAGGGGGCGGCGGAUGUUCCACGCCUCGCAAGAAACACCGCUCUUUCGCGGCUCUCGGAGGAGCAUUGACUGUCAGGCGUACAAAAUUUGAGGUGUCUCGCAGAUUGCCUGUCAAAGUGUUGCGAAUUCUCGCUGCGAGAGCACUCCAGAAGCGCCGACAAAACGCAGCGAGAGCAGCGGCGUCGUCGAAGACAAUCACGCCAGGUCUUGCUGAUAAUGUUGAGAAAGAACGUGUUGUAAAAGGAAAAGGUGGGAGGGCGAAAGUCAAUAAACUUCUGCAAAAAAAAUCCAAAGAUAAGGCAGGAGUCAAGAAACCUGCGAACACUACGAAGAACCCUAGUAAGAAGGAUGCAAAAGCGUCCAAGAAGACAUUAGAAGAUAGCACAACUGCUGCUAGUUGUAAUGCGAUCCAAGAUAAACAAGUGCUACAGGAGGCAGAAAAGCACAAAAAAGAAGGGAUAGAAGAUAUUAUUCGGUUUUUCUCCUCAGACACGCGGACUGAAAUCGAUCUCUCAACGGGGACACAAAAAUUCACUGUCGUAGUUGAGAAGAAGGAGUGGCCAACGGACACCGUACGUUUGCAACCUGCGGAGAGGCGUGGUCGGCCUUACGGUGCUGUUUUGGUCGACAACACAAUCUCAAGUUCUUCUUCUUCUAGCACCUACAACUCCAAAGCGAGCACGUUGUCCUCUUCUAUGAACCACAAAUCAUCAUUCAUGCGGUUCGUUGAGGACGAACACGAAGAGGAGUCCACGUUUACGCCUGAUCUAUAUCCUGCAGAGGCACUGUGGCAAACGUGGGUUCAGGACGUGCUUCAGCGCAACAAGAUAGGACAGAGUGCUAAUCCCGUUGCCGUUGCCGCGAAACUCUGUCAUGUGGUUGGGCAUUUGGCUGUGCGUGUGCGCAUGCUGGUAGACAUCUUUCGCGAAGAAAUACUCGACAAUGCGGCAUUCGCUGAAGGCGUGUCGUGGCAAGAUCAUGAAAAUAGUACUUACGACGUCACCGGUGACCAAUUAGCGGGCCAAAGUGGAACAAAAGCAACAUCUGCUACUUCAUCUUCUACCUCAAGCAGUUUUAGUACAAGUCUAGCAGUACAGGGACUAGCGCACCAGAAGAAGGAUAGCAGUAACAAGUUUCUAAAGUUGACACUUCCAAAAGAUGUUAGUCUGGCGAAUCAUUUUCGCUAUGUUACAGAGCGUGCGCUUUUGAAUUACACUAAGAAGUCACAAAAUCUUUUAGCACUCUUACUUCCCUUCAUCGAAAAAUGCUUCAUGUCCACUAGUGGUGGCGCACCAAGUAGUAGUAGUAGUAGUAGUAGGAGUAGCAGCGCCGUGGCUGCGGUUGAAGUCGGAGGCCCAUUCUCGUCAAGUAGUAGUAGUAGGAGUGCAGGCGACUCGACGACAUUCAGUAGCAGCACUGCGGAAACUACUAGCACAGCUAGCAGUUUGAUACGAAGUCCAGCCAUUUGUCCACAAGCAUCGCAGAUGCAUAGGGCGGCUUUGUUGGCACUUUUCAAGUUCUUUCUCGUGUCCGAGGAAGUGGCACAGGCAAAGCUGUUCACGAUCCUGGCUCAUGUUGCUGGAGACCUGCCGAGUCUCUAUACCGAUGAAUCGACCCGCCUUUUGAAUUUUGAGGGGGGCCUGCAUGUGCUGCCUGGUUCUUCGAAGAAGCGCAAGCGCACGACAGGCGAUUUGCCCACGGAAAACGAGGUCUGGAAGGAGGAAAAUCCUGAUGAUGGAACAAAGGCAUUUUCAUCAGAUGGGCCUGGUCACGCAGGAAAUACUGCCAAUGCUCAGGAGCCAGGGCAAUUCGAGGCGCCACAUUUGCAGGCAGUGCCAUUGUCUGACCAGAAGCUCGAGGACGUACCUCUUCCAGCCGCUGCUUCGCCUACAGCGGGUCUGAUUUCCAAGUGGCAGCCUCCGAAAUUGAAUGCGACGGCUCGAGUAAGUCGUGUCAAUGGAGAUCUGGCUUUGGGGGAGAUCGCUUGUGCUGGAAUGGCUGAUUUGUCCUUACGAUACGGCCACAUCACAGGUCCGGUGUGCGACGUGUUUUUACACGUGAUGGGCGUGGUACAGCAGAAGCUUGCGCUCCUGCUCGAACAAAGUGCCGAAGCUGUUGAUGACCAGCACAAAAAAGCGACAUCAAGAGCAAAUAAGAAGAAAGCUGAGAUGAAAAACGCGAUGGAUGGGGAGAAAUCAGGAUCGCUUUUGCAAGUAGGCGACGAUGUUGAUCUUGAUACAGAGGAUACACCAAAAGUUGUACCGGAAAAGGAUGAACAGGAAUCGCUAGAUGAAGCAGGAGGUGAUGAUAGCAACAUCCCUACUAGUCGAGAGGAUAAGGUGGUUAAAGGCGAUGGAGGUCAAGAGCAUCUUCGUGAUGUGCUAGAUGGUCUUUUGAACCUGCUUCGCCACCUCUUAUUCAAGGACUUUGUAAAACCACGGCCGCAUGUUUUGGCGAAAAUUUUAGACGUUUUUUCACCCGAUGCGAAGCAGCUUUUGCGAGACAUGUGCCACCUAGGGGAUAAAUCGAGGAAAAUCUACGCGGCGUUUCCGGAGGUAUUUUUUUGCUAAGCUACUCUGCAAGAGAAAGAGUCAGUUUCUAAAUUAAUUUUGUACGAAAUGUCUGCACUUUUUUCCUCCAUAUCACUUAAGUACGCGCAUGUGGUUUAUAUCAAUAAUUUAUCUGUCUGAAGGUACUGGUCCGUUUGCCGUGUGCGGAGGCUUCUCUGGAAAAAGUUGAAUUUUUGUCGGAUUUGCUCUUGCAGCACGUGCGCGCAGACAAGCGGCAAAAUCUAGUGGCAAACCUUCUGCAGCGAGCGAACACAUUAGAGAUCGUUGGUGCUGACGGAAAGCUUGCGGAGGAUGACCGUGACGCAGUAAAAAAGGAUCAGAAACGCCAGAAAAUUAAAUCCUCCAUAGCGGAGAGACAGAAACCAGGCCGUGAAAUGAUAAUCGAAGAUAUUCCUGGUGGAGGUGGUCCUGGUCUAGACAAGAAUCAGUCCCACUCCUGCUCUUCUCCUUGCUCGAAAACAUCAUCCGGGGAAAUCGCAAAGGGGCGCCAGCAGUUGCUGCACAUAGUCCAUGCACUCCGGAAACUAAUCGAUGACAAAAGCAUUUUAGUUCUCUACGACAAGAUAGUCGAGAAAAAACUAUUGGAUAAUACGUUACCUAACGCUCCAAGAGCGUUGCAGGUUGUCUUGCGGGCUGUCGAGCAGCUGCUGAGAAGGAAGGGAGGGAAAGCUGGAAGGAAGAAAAAGUUAUGUUCGUUCUACUUAGUUGUAGAUGUUUUCUUCUUCUACUACUGAGAUCUUGUAGAUGGUGUUGGUAGAGCCGCUGUCGCUGACUAGACUUAGAUUUUGUACCAAAACUCAAAGUCAAAGUACUACUUGGAAUUACACGAACGCCUCUAAACGAAGCACGCGGCGGCGACCAGGGGGAGGAUGAGGGCUUGCCAGGAGGCGAGAGUGUGGAGGAUGUAAAGCGGAACAAGCUAGAGCUGUGCGCGAAGAAGCUUCGCUGCAUGGCAGACGGUACUUCUUUUGAUUUGAACGCCUUGCAGCUGGAACAAAGAGGUGGAACUGGACUGCAUAGUGCGAAUACCAGUAAAAGAUAGAGCAACAGAAAAAUUGGAAAAAUAAGCGCAUAACCAUAAAGCGAGGUACUCUUUUACAUAGUUACACCAUGUGACACGAUCAGAAAUUAGAUUUACUUGAUUCAUAUCUACGAAAGAAUUUAUGAGCCAGGGCUGAAACUGUAAGAUUGUUGAAACUUAGACACUUCUUGUAACUAAUGCGAAUUCACGGCAGUGUACUUUGCUUCUUACUUUUUACAGCUUUUUGAGAGUAUUAUUAAUUUCAGAUAGAAGUUGUUGCAUGUUGAGUUUCGAUGGGGGGACAAAUAGGUAGUCUGUCAAGUUAGUACAAGUUUAAGCAUGAUAACAGAUGUGAACGAUAGUGAUGCAACACCUGAUUCACACAAGUAGGAUAAAUCUUACUUUGAAAUUAUUGAUGCUCUCGUAUUCAGAAUUUGAAAAACGAACAACGGGUGGUUUUGACGUUAAUAAUCAUCUCGGAAGUAGGCAACAUCGAAUGAGCACGGUCCCGCAAGAUCAGCACACCUGCAUAAUCAUAGACCCUUUGUACAGAAUGCAUUGCGGGGCAUAUCUUUGAGGGAAUGGAUCGAAGUAGAGUAUAGAUAUUUUCAACUUGAUCAAUCUUCUGCGCGCUGCAUAGUUGUUUUUUUUGAACUUCUCAUGUGAACGAAGUCGACGAGUCUAAGUUAGAAGGGGUUGUAAUGUGAUAAUACGAUAAGUGGUUAAGUACUACCCAAUAGUUGUGAAUAUAUCAUAAAGUAGCUACCACCAGAGCAAUAGGGAAACAAAGGGAGUAUAGUCACACAAGAUUGAGUCAUAGUGCAUACCAGUUGGAACUGUCGCUGGCGAUGAAUGAAAAUUGAUUUCUGAAGGACUCAGCGUCUUGUAUUUGGAUUUGAAGAAGCACUGCUUAGCCAUGUAGGGGUCUCAAGAAAACGAAGAACAACAUGGAACGAGAAUGAAGCAGUAACACCAACAAGGCGCCAACGCAUUAACAUCUUUCAAUGACAGUCCUCGUACCCCUUUUACACUCUUUGAAUUGAGACGAUGCAUGCUACCAGAAAAAGUGUAAGGUAAAACAAAAAAAGUUUUUUAGACCUUUGUACUCUACUCAAGAUUAAGGUCAGCUUUUAUCCAUCUUUCUCGGAAUCUCGGCAUCCCUCUUUCUCGGUACCCUUGUAUUCUCAUGAAAUAGAAGCUACAAGGGGUCAAGAUGAGGGGGCCGAGGUGCAAUCUAGCAGACUCUGGCCAAAUUUGUGGAACAGAACUAGAAUGGCUUCAUCCAUGCGAAAAAGGAAAUAAUUCAUAAUACUUACUCUGACAGUGAUGUGCAACGGCUACAACAUACUUGUUACAGAAAUGUUCCCGAGCAAAAGAUGAAGACGGAGUUUCCGCAGCGAUCGUUUAAAC